This is a messenger RNA of Anguilla rostrata (American eel), 1786 nucleotides long. It is a transcript of the gene txndc9, whose product is annotated as thioredoxin domain containing 9. The record is from RefSeq and is a predicted model, not a curated record. Bases 144 to 818 code for a protein of 224 amino acids. The transcript is spliced from 5 exons. Gene Ontology annotation, cellular component: cytoplasm. NCBI's taxonomy places the organism in Eukaryota, Metazoa, Chordata, Actinopteri, Anguilliformes, Anguillidae. Gene Ontology annotation, biological process: microtubule cytoskeleton organization.
CAGAGCCAAAAACAGCGCGCGCGCACCCACAGUCUACACAUACAGCGCAUGUGCGUUCAGUUAAAGCACAGUACGCCACAGAACGCCGUGACCUCUCAGCCGAGGUUUUCCAAACGGGCCUCACGCAAUCUCAGUAAGCGGAAAUGGCGGGUCAGUCAAUGGAUAUAGUGGCGAAGGUGCUGGAGCAGCAGGUGCUGCAGUCGGCGCGGCUGGUGGAGGAGCAGCUGGACGCGGAGCUGGGGAAGCUGGAGAAGAUGGAUGAGGACGAUCUGGAGAAGCUGAAGGAGAGGAGGCUGGAGGCACUGAAGAAAGCACAGAAACAGAAGCAGGAGUGGCUCUCAAAGGGACAUGGUGAAUACAGGGAGAUCCCCAGCGAGAAAGACUUUUUCUCCGAGGUGAAAGAAAGCAAGAACGUGGUUUGCCAUUUCUACAGGGACUCAACGUUCAGUUGCAAAGUUCUUGACAAGCACCUGACUGCGCUGGCCAAGAAGCACCUGGAGACCAAGUUCAUCAAGCUGAACGUGGAGAAGGCGCCCUUCCUGACGGAGAGACUGCACAUCAAGGUCAUCCCCACCAUGGCGCUGGUGAAGGACGGCAAGACCAAGGACUACGUGGUGGGCUUCGGCGACCUGGGCAACACGGACGAGUUCCCCACCGAGGUCCUGGAGUGGCGGCUGGGCUGCGCUGACAUCAUCACCUACAGUGGCAACCUGUUGGAGCCUCCCACAAUUGGUCAGAAGUCGGGGUCAAAGUUCACCAAGGUGGACAAGAAGACCAUCAGGGGAAAAGGGUACGACUCGGACUCUGACGAUGAUUAGAGGACACUGCCCACUUCCUGUCUCUCUCUCAGGACUUCCUUUUCAGUCCUUGGUUACAGACCAGCAGUUCCAAACCAACUAAAUCACAGCUCGUCCUUCUCAUUUAAGGCAUCCUCAUUUUCCUCAGCCUAUCAGAUGGCUCAAUAAUUUAUUAGUUGCUGAAUAACAUUUUUGUUUGACUUUUUUUUUUGUUGAAAUAAUUAAUUGAAAAAUAUUGUUUUAUUUGGUACUGAAUUUGCCUGUAGUGAACCAUCUUAAAUGCAGGUAUCAGUAACUGGGUGUAUUCUGUGAUUCUGAAUAUCACAAUUUACCAAGCAUGUUUGUACACUAACCUGGAGACUGGUUCUGUCUGAGCUAUAAACACACUGCAGCAUGCGGCAAAUCAGGGGUGUGUGGUCUCAUCCGAAAAGGGCCCGGUGUGGGUGCAGGCUUCUAUUUCAGCCCAGGACUACAACACCUGACUCGACUGAAAACGAUCAGUUAAUUCGUCAAGACCUUGAUAAGCAGAAUCAGGUGUCUUAGUGCUGGGCUUAAACAAAAACACCAGCCCAUUUCAGAUAAGACUGAACACCCCAGAUCAAAAUUAAAAAGGUGGUUUGAUGCAGCAACAUCAAGCCCAAUGACUAGGCAAUAUCCCCCUCUUGGACUUGUGCCUGUAACAGUACAUUUUGAUGAAAUUAGAUUUUUAUCUGAAUGUUAAAAUCUUUCUGAUGUGUAUUCAUCUUUUGCUUUUAAAAUGUUUAAUUUUCUUUUUUUUUUACAGCAGUGGCACUAACAUUAAUGAUCGCCUCUUUAUUUUGGGGUGGUGGGUGGGUGGAGUGAUCCUUCAGCUGCCUAUGAGGGACUAACUGUGUCAUUCUGUGAACCUCCUCCUCCUCGUUUUGUCUCAUUGCUUAAGAUGGUAGCACAGGUUUUGAGGUUUUUCUGGAAAUGUGUGCUUUAUCUUAAAAUAAACGGACUCCCUGGUA